AUGACGCGGUACAUGUGCGCUGUGCUGGCGGCAGUGGCCGUACUGAGCGGCUCACGCACAAUGGGAAGUGCAGCAGCUGAUGCGACGCGAGUGAGGAAGAGUUGGGCCGCGUUUAACAGCGAGGAAAAAGGGCUGUAUCUAAGUGCCAUACAAACGGCCAUGACGUCCGGCAAGCACAUGCUGUUCACGCACGUGUAUAUGGAUAAGGGCAGUCUUCGUCAAGUCGCAGGAACGUGCGGCGCGCCUGCGUGGUACCGCAAGUACCUGCUCGGGUACGAAUCGAUGCUGCGGUCGCUCGACCCGUCGUUUCGUGACUUGACACUGCCGUAUUGGGACGUGUUUGAAGACUCGGCCAAGCGGAUGUCCACGCGCACGUCGUGCAAUGGCAUUGAAGGCUGCUCGCCGCUUUUGCAGGACUUUGGUGGCUCGGAAGGCAAUGAAAUCGUACCUGGCGCCUACGUCGUAAACGGCGAAGCUGUCCUGAGUGGCAACUGCGCGAACGCCAGCAUUGCGGCAUACGCUGCUACAAGCAGCAAAAACAGGGAGAAGUGUCUUCCGCGCGGAGACUGGGGCGUUGGCGACUCGUCGUUGGAGUUCGGACCCACUGCGUUUGCCGAUUUGGUACGCCGUGCCAGGAAUGCCACGAGCUCCAGUGAUAUCAUGGAGACGCUGCGCAAGGGCAUUGAGCAUUCGGUGCAGCUCACGCUGCACAGUAUCCUCGGAGGCGUGUACGAGACACGAGCUGCUGCUUUUGAUCCCAUCUUCUUCAGUCACUACGCGACGAUCGAUAUGGUGUACCAGUUCGUUCAGAGCUGCAAUCAGAGCAUAUCACUGACUGGCUCGUGCAGUAGCAAUGGCAAACUACAGAUCUCUCCGACCGCUACGAUUCCCAUGGGUGUUGAAGGUAUACGAGUCGAAAAGCAUGCUCAUCUCGGUGCUUUUUUCAAGAGUGGGGGCACAACGUAUAAGAGCAUGGACGAGUUUGCUGUCGAAUACGAGCUCAGUCCUUUUCUCCAGAAUAUGCUGAAGGAGUUCUCGCUGGAGUGCAACGCGGAUGAGAGUGCGACUGGAGCGAUCUCGUACGCGACUGGAAAGAGUACGUUUGAAGACGCUGCUGCGAUUACUAACUUGGUGGACGAUUUGGCCGCUUGUGAUCGGACGUCAACGAUGGAGGGAACACCAAAAGAAGCAGUGUCCGCGUAUAUCAGCUGUGAGCUGCUUUCUUCGCUGCAAAACGGCGUGUUUACAAAUUUCAGCUCGCCCGUGAGUGACUUUUUUGGUGUGACCAAGGACGAUUUACCCAAGUGCGUGGGCGCAUUAGCAGCGAUCGUGACUGCGGAAGUCACGGUCGUGCCGUCCGAAAGCUGCCGAAAAGCGAUUGCAGCGGACACGAGUAUCAAUCCAAAGACGGAUUUCAAGUCAGUUUCGGACGGGUUUGCCAUCGUGACAAGAGGCGUUCAAGAUGGAAAGGUGCAGUACAUGAAUCCACCUGUAUAG
Messenger RNA from Hyaloperonospora brassicae, 1497 nucleotides. Lineage: Eukaryota; Oomycota; Peronosporomycetes; Peronosporales; Peronosporaceae. The record is from the annotation of a GenBank genome assembly.